UCAGCAGCUUCGGCCAAGCUGUGCCUCCUUUCUGCUGCUGGGGCAAAGAAAUGCAAACCAGUAGAGCAGGUCAGACUGCGAAGAAAAAUUAUGGCUUAUUGUCUGUGCAAGUUCACCCACACUGCUCACUUCUGUCUCCCGUGUCCCAGAUGACUGCACUCAGAUCACAGCUUAACUGAGCCCGAGGAGCCCAGGGAGAGACACAGAUCCCCAUGUGUUAGAGAAAGGAGGAGCAUCCCCCAGUGGGCCAAGGGCCCUGCAGAAUCUCCGUGACUGAUCAGGCAGUUUUUGCUAAAACCUGAAUAAUUUGAAACAAAGGGACAGCCUUGCAUGCAGCCCAGGAGCACGGCACAGCUCUGAACAUGACCACAGAGAGCUUUGCAGAAUUCUUGAACAAGCUCAAGGAAAUCCAUGAAAAAGAAGUCCAAGGUCUGCAAACAAAGCUAACGGAGCUGACGACAGAGAAGUGCCGUGAUGCCCAGAGAAUUGAAGAGUUGUUUGCUAAAAACCACCAACUAAGGGAACAACAGAAGGUCCUCAAAGAAAAUGUAAGAGUGCUGGAAAACAGGCUGCGAGCGGGUCUCUGCGACAGAUGCAUGGUCACCCAGGAGCUGGCAAAAAAGAAGCAGAAUGAGUAUGAGAAUUCCCAUUUCCAGAGCCUCCAGCACAUCUUCAUUCUCACCAACGAGAUGAGCCGCCUGAAGGAGGAGAACAAAGCUCUCAAGGAAGAACUGAAGAGGCUCCAGAGCCUGGAGGACAGGACCAAGUACCCAGGAGCCAUCUCCAGGGAGCGCAGCUCCACGCCCAGCUCCCCACUGCCAUUACUGUCCCCUACUGGCAGGAACACCAGUGCCGAGAGAGUGGUUCUCGGGGUGGCAGAAGACUCCCAACAUGGUGUGCCAGGGCUUGAGCUGGGGGAAGAGAAGUCCACAGGACAGAGAAGCUCUCCAAGCAGCAGGGUUUCCCCAAGCACUGUCCUCCAAGAAGCCAGCCUGGCAGAAAUGGCAUCCCAGAGGAUUGCCAACCAGCUGCACGGCACCAUCGCGCUGGUGAGGCACAGCCUGGAGAAAAGUCCCUCGGGGGCCGCAGUGUCCCCACCAGCCAGGAAGACCCCACUGCCACCGGAGCAGGAACGCAGCCCCAGCCUGGAGCCUUAUUUAACAACAACGAAGCCAAUCUCCCCCAAGAUUGCUCCAUCCUAUGAAAACCUAAAGCUGACUGCCCGCAAAGAGCAGCUCUGCCUCCUCAACAAGCACCUCGCCCUGCACCAGCUGGGGCUGGCAAGCAGCUGCGCUCCGUCCGAUGGGGACAGCAGCUUCCCCAGCCGCUUGCUCAGGGCCACGGAUGGCGAUGGCAGGACAAGGCUACGUGAUGACUGGGAAGACAGGGCUGCCCUGCUGAAGCUCCCUGCAGCUGUGGUGUACGUGAGAGACCAGCACUUGGAGGGGAAGCUGCAUCUCCUCAAGCACCGUGAGCAGCUGCAGCACCUGGAGCAGCAGCAAAGCCAUCGUGUCAGGGUGGAUGGGGAGCCCAAAGAUGUGCCCAAGGAGUGGCCACUGUCCCCAUGCCUGACCAUCACAGUGGGAUGCAAGGAGGAGAGGAUGGAGGAUGCUGUGGUAGGGAAGGUGGAGAGGGAGCUCUGGUUGAGCCGGGAUGGCUCUGAGCACCGAGGAAAAGUGGAAGCAUUGAGGGACUAUGGUGCAGAUGCCCCACUGGACCUGUCAGACACCAGGCGUGGGAGGGGAAUGGGAUGGAUCAAGCACCAGGAGGCCAACAGCCCACGGCCGAGCCCUGGGGACAGCCCCAUGCACGGCCCCUGCAAACGACAUGGGACAGAGCAGGACAGCUCACAGCCCCACAGCCGCUGGCAUGAUGCUGCCCAGACACUGCUCACAGGGCAGCCCAGUGCCAUCAAGAAGGAGGAGGAAGAUGAGGAAGAGGAGGCAGCUAUGCUCACUCUCUCUCGGGUGCAUCCUAUGAACAAGUCAACACCAAGCAACACAGAGACACCUCCAGAGGCCAGGGUGAGACCGGUAGCCAGUGCACAGAAGGAAGAACCAGAUGAUGAUGAUGAUGAUGAUGAGUCCAUGAAGCAGGAAUCUGAUGAGGCAGAUACGACAGACAGCGAGGUGGCUGCUCCCUGUGAACACGACAUCCUGCAAGAAGCCCAGUCUGAAAGGAAAUAUUUUUGCACCAAAGACAGAGCUCAGGCACUGCAGAAAAAGAGGAAAAGAGGACAGGAUUCCUGCACAAAAGGCUCCAAGAAGGCACUGAGAGGAAGAAAGAAAGUCAAAGCGGAGCAGAGCUCACUGGGGAUGACGGAGGAAGCGGAGAGUUGCUUGGCUUCCCACCAUGACCCCUCUGAGGAGAGAUAACUGGGGGGUGUGGAGACACAUGAACACUACAGCUGAAGGAGAAGAGCUCAGAUUCAGCAUCCCACCAACACUGAGAGAGCAACUCCUGUCCAUAAGAGCCCAUAAAGACAACUUCAGGAGCAGAGCAUCCUCAAACCCUCCCUGGGUGCUCCUGGGAGAGGCUCAGCAUGGACCCUCACCCUGGUGCCGGAAAGAGGGACCGUUCUCUUCCUCAGGAUUUGGUGCCUGAAGGAGGGACCCCAACCUCGCUCCCUGUCCCCCAGAGCCCAGUGCCCACCUGAGCACUGCAGGUCCCACUGUCCCCAUGCAUCAGUUCAAUCCCAACCCGGGUUUUGUACAGACGUGAAUCUUGUUUGAGCUGCAAAGCCCAUGGAUUUCCUUCUGAGCACAUGGGCCGGGCAGGUGGGACACAUUCCCGGAGAGGGCAGAGACAAGAGCAGGCAGGGCUACUCCUCUACAUGUGCAGCAAACAGAGCUGAAAGAAAAAUGCCAGAGAUAGCACGUGCCCUGUGUGCUGCCUCCCCAUCACCACUUCCUCUGCCAGGCACUGCUCUUCUUUUAUUGUGGAUUUGUUUGUCCCAUUCACACGGGGGGGGAAGUGUGGCGAGCCAAACCCCCAGCCAGACACGCAGCUGGUGCGGGGAAUCUUCUCCACAUCGUGUUUCCACCUCCUUCGAGCAAGCCAGGUAACAUGAAAUUAAAUAAUAAUAAUAAAUAAAAAUAUAUUUUAAUAACGACAA
This is a messenger RNA of Numida meleagris (helmeted guineafowl), 3115 nucleotides long. It is a transcript of the gene RBBP8NL, whose product is annotated as RBBP8 N-terminal like. The coding region runs from base 363 to 2375 and encodes 670 amino acids. The transcript is spliced from 15 exons. NCBI's taxonomy places the organism in Eukaryota, Metazoa, Chordata, Aves, Galliformes, Numididae. Gene Ontology annotation, biological process: double-strand break repair via homologous recombination; DNA double-strand break processing involved in repair via single-strand annealing. Gene Ontology annotation, molecular function: damaged DNA binding; double-stranded DNA binding; flap-structured DNA binding. Gene Ontology annotation, cellular component: site of double-strand break. The record is from RefSeq and is a predicted model, not a curated record.